Amphiprion ocellaris (clown anemonefish) is the source of this 1899-nucleotide messenger RNA. RefSeq names its product N-acetylaspartate synthetase-like. The record is from RefSeq and is a predicted model, not a curated record. Bases 110 to 871 code for a protein of 253 amino acids. Gene Ontology annotation, cellular component: mitochondrial membrane. Gene Ontology annotation, molecular function: L-aspartate N-acetyltransferase activity. NCBI's taxonomy places the organism in Eukaryota, Metazoa, Chordata, Actinopteri, Pomacentridae. The transcript has 3 exons.
CUGCAGCACAACAAGAACACUACUUAAAGACCCUCCACAGCUACUUGUUCAAUCUCUACAUCCCUGCAAGCAGCUUCCAGUAUUUCUUUUAGAAAAAAAAAAGUUUAUUAUGGGACAUAAAGCACCAAAAAGGGCUGACCAAACACAUAGCAAUGGAGUAAGAGGGCAAAAUGGACAGAUUAUAUUUGUACGUGAAUAUGAGCCUGCAGACAAACCAGUUGUGCAGCGGAUUUUUAUUGAAGGCCUGAUGGAGAUGGUACCAGAUACUGCUUUUAGAGGUUUGAGACAUCACCCUGAGAGUCUCCUCCUUUAUGCUGCCAUGACAGUUCUAUGUUUUGUCAUCACCAUGUGGUGGUGGGUGAUAGGACUCCUCCCAGCAAUUGUGGUUUGUUCGCGUUACUUCUACAGCAGACGUGUGAUCCAGGGCUACCUGACGCAAGCAAUGAACACAGACAUGGGAGACAUCGAGGGGUUUUACAUGAAAUCACCAGGCUCCUGUCUGUGGGUAGCGGUGCUGGACGACCAUGUGGUUGGCGUUGUAGCAGCAGUUGGCCAGCUGGAUUCAGGUGGUGCUGUCGAGCUGCAGCGGAUGUCCGUUGACCAGAGAUAUCGGCAGUGUGGAAUCGGUGUUGCGUUGGGACAGAAAGUUGUGGAGUUUGCUGCUGCCCAUGGAUACUCUUCAGUUGUCCUGGGAACCACAGCAUACUCACCAGCAGCUCACAAGCUCUACCAGGGCCUGGGAUUCUGCUGUGUGGGGGUCACCAAUGGGUACGUCACACCAGGGGCAAGGCAGUGCUUACUGGAACAAAUUUUCUACAGGGUCAGGCAUCAUCACUACAGGCUCAACAUGCAAAAAAGCAAGAUCCUUUGAAAUGUACAACGCUGAGUUCAGCGGCAGAGCAGAUGGCUGACUAGAAAACUCAGAUUCUCAUGCUGAUUUUUGAGUACAUUUAACCCUGUCAGUAAGGAACAGGAAAUUCAUGGAAAACAUAAAAUUGUCUGGGUGACUUUGAACAGUUGUGUAUACACUACCAGUCAAAAAUUUGGACACACAUUCUCUUUCAAUGUUAUUCUUUAUUCAGUUAUUUUGUACAUUUUGUACAUUGUAAAUAAAUACCGAAGACAUCAAAGCUACAAACAAAUUCACAUGGAAUUAUGUGGUAAACAAAAAUUAAUAGAAAAUAAUGCAAGCAAAUAAAUACAAAGCAAUGAAUGAAAAGGUGUGUGUGUGUGUGUGUGUGUGUGUCUAUAUAUAUAUAUAUUAAAAAAAAAAUAUAUAUAUAUAUAUAUAUAUAUAUAUCCAUCCAUCCAUCCAUCCAUUAUCUAUACACCGCUUAAUCCUCACUAGGGUCACGGGGGGGCUGGAGCCUAUCCCAGCUGACUCAGGUGAAGGCAGGGGACACCCUGGACAGGUCGCCAGUCUGUCGCAGGGCCACAUACAAAGACAAACAAUCACUCUCACAUUCACACCUACGGGCAAUUUAGAAUGAUCAAUUAACCUCAGCAUAUUUUUGGACUGUGGGAGGAAGCCGGAGUACCCGGAGAAAACCCACGCAUGCACAGGGAGAACAUGCAAACUCCAUGCAGAAAGAUCCCGGGAAAGCCGGGAUGCAAACCAGGGACCUUCUCGCUGCAAGGCGAAAGUGCUAACCACUACGCCACUGUGCAGCCCCUAUAUAUAUAUAUAUAUAUGAGAUAGAGAAAGACUUUACAUCUUGUACCUUGUAUUCUUUUUGAUAUCUUUUUUUACUACUAACCCCUGUGCAGUUGUAUAUAUUCCACUAACCUUUGUUUAGUGUCUAUUGUAUUGUACUCUAUCUUAUUUUAUCUUUUAUGUUCUAUAAAACGUAUAAACGUAUAAAAUGUAUAAAAAUGUCUAUCUAUCUCUCUCUCUCUCUC